AUGGAACAUCAGUCUCUAGUUUUGAUCUUUUGUGGCAAGUUCGUCUGUCUACCUGCAUCAGGCAAAACGACACUGGCACACAAUCUUCGUGACCACAUCACAAGCACCACCAAUAGAAAAGUGAAAUUGAUUUCAUAUGAUGACGUGAUUCCUGAAUGGAGGUCUCCGAACGGAGGUGAUAGAGCUGAAGACUUCAAGAUUUCCAGGUCGAAAGCUCUACAAGUUGUCCAGGAUGUUUUGAAGUCAGUAUCAGACCAGUCAGUUGUGAUGGUCGACGACAACAACUACUACAUCAGCAUGCGAUACGAAAUCUAUCAGAUUGCUCGUAACUAUGGUAUCCCGUAUGUUAUCAUUCACGCAGAUUGCUCAAAAGAAGAGUGUUUGUCACGAAACUCCAAACGAGCAGUGAAUGAUCGUGUGCCUGAUCUCAUCAUUGAGACCAUGUCGGCCAAGUUUCAGAAACCAAACUUGAUGUCAAACAGUUGGGAGCAAUUCACUGUUAUUGCUGAUGCUGCAACAUCAUUGGAUCUUGCAGCUCUAUGGAGGCAAAUUGAUGAUUCUGGGAGCUCUUCUCUCGUUUGGUUGCAGAUCAAAGAAGAACGGGAGCUCCCGUCCAAGGAAAUACAUUCUAUAUCUCUAAAGGAACGUCUAAACCUCGAAUUAAGUAAAGCUGUAAAUGUAAUCAUGAAGAGUCUAGCUGGAAAACGUACACCACAGGAACUCGCAAUAAUGGCCAAAACGAUAUCGGAAGCUAAACGGAAUACCUUCCGAAACGCCAUUAUCGAUAAUGAAGAUCAGAUUGCUGAUAUAGUGUCUUCUUUUGUCGAGUCUGUCGCCUUUAUAACGAGCUGGCUCGAAACACCUACAGACAAUUCCUGGCAGGUUAAUAGUAGGCUAGGACGAAACUUGUCUGGUGUGCAUUAUGCUCAGCAGAUACCGCACAUAGCAAAUUCAACAGGAAACGAUACCAGUUCUUGGGUAGGACCUCAAGUGUUCAAGACUCAAUGCAGCAACCUACUGUUCUUGACGCUAUAUCCAGUGCAAGGGUUGGAUAAGAUUGUGGAUAGCGAGCUACAGUUUCUAGCAAACCAAAUGUAUGCCUACAACCAAGCUGGCAUUAAGGUGCUAAUAAGGUUUGCACCAGAGAUGAAUGGGAAUUGGUUUAUUUGGGGGCAGCAGCCGGCUGCAUACAAGGCUGCAUUCAGAGCUAUCUAUUAUGCAGUCAAUAAUGUCACUUCAGACGUUGCUUUUGUGUGGUCGCCGAACUUGCAAGGAGGUUAUCCGUAUCCAGGAGGCACUUAUCCUCUGCCGACUGCAGGAUCGGCUGAUUUCAAAACUCUCGAUACGAAUAAUGACGGCAACAUUACUGGACUCGAUGACCCUUAUACCCCUUACUAUCCGGGCGAUGACGUUGUUGACUGGGUUGGCAUGUCAAUUUAUUACUUUGGCCAUGUUUGGCCAUGGACGGUCAAUCUGGUACCAUAUCCAGGCCAGUUUAUUGACAAUUUGUUAUAUGGCGGCAAUCCACCACCACUGGCAGCUGGCAUAGGGUCAUACAACUUUUACUCAAUGUUUGUGACGAGUAACAGAUCGAAACCGUUUGCCGUGUCAGAGUUUGGAGCUUCAUUUCAUGAAAAUGGUACAUACCCAGCCGGAUACGUCAGCGUUGCACCAGGCCCUGGAGAGGUCGCAAUAAAACAGAAUUGGUGGAGACAAAGUAUGCUGAAUACGUCGUUUUACGCUCAAUUUCCCAAAGUGAAACUGUUUGGAUUAUUUGAAUUCAGAAAGUUUGAAGAAACAACCUUCCGUGACUUUCAAAUAACAAACACGUCAGCUGGCAACAACGUAACGGCAGCAUUGCUAGCCGACAUGGACCUAAUGCCAUCCGGUAUGAUACUGUAUGCCACACCGACGAGCUAUCCGGCAGUCACUGAUACAGGAACGCUAGCUCUGAAAUGGUAUCCAAGUGCUGCAACCCACACGAUUAACAAUGGCAUCUCCUGGCUGAGUUUGCUACUAAUCAUUGCCAUGAUAUUGUAUAUAUAA
This is a messenger RNA of Synchytrium microbalum, 2046 nucleotides long. It is a transcript of the gene SMI837, whose product is annotated as mannan endo-1,4-beta-mannosidase. Bases 1 to 2046 code for a protein of 681 amino acids. Gene Ontology annotation, molecular function: mannan endo-1,4-beta-mannosidase activity. The transcript is spliced from 13 exons. Lineage: Eukaryota; Fungi; Chytridiomycota; Chytridiomycetes; Synchytriales; Synchytriaceae. Gene Ontology annotation, biological process: substituted mannan metabolic process. The record is from RefSeq and is a predicted model, not a curated record.